AAAUGCUCUUUGUUUAGUAAUUUAAUUUAAAAGUACCCACUAUAGUUCUCUUGGUUGGUAAAUUUACCCGGGCUCCCAAAACCCCAAAGAUUGAGGUCCGGGCUCGAUUUAAACCAGCUUGGUUGUGUCUUAGAACUCUCAGGCCAAGCAGGACGAAUACAGAAUUGGGUCUACCGUCGUAGUAGAUGUUGGAUUGCUCUCGAAACCCAUCAACCUCAAACAAAUCGCGAGACCGUUGAACUCCGUGAAGCUAUGUCUAUUGAGCAUUUAAACAAACAGAUGCUGCGCAUCGCCAGCCCUACCACAAGGCCCACGGACACGAAGCUCAUGGCGUUCCACUCCACCGUCGUGAGUACCUGGCGGCGCCGCCAGUACCUCCCCACUCCGCCGUAUCUCUGUCUCUGUCUCUCUCUCUCUCCAAGCCGGUGGCGAUGGAGGCGGAGUUCGCCGAAGGUCUGGGCGGCGGCCGGAGGUUCAGGAAAGGACGCGAAGUUCGUCGUACCCGUGGAACUGGGCACCGACCACCGACCGCUCCCAUGGCGUGGCUGAUCAAGCGUUUCGCAGUCAGAUAGGCCUCGAGUGCGGAUGUCCGCAUACAUCUUUCUGUACUGAACACUGUAUGCGGAAUUUUCAUAUAAUUUGUAUGCUGAUUUCAUUUCGCUUACAAAUUUUUAGGCGCUGCAGGUGUCCGCGUAUAUUUGUUAUGCGAUCAUUGCCGCAUAAUAGUCUUAUGCGUCUAUACGUACAUUAUAUUGAUGCUUUAGUUUUUGAAUAGAAAUGCGUUAAAAUCCGGUUUUCCAGUUUCCACCCUCAAGAAAGCGCCUCUUGGUAUGUGGAUAUUUUUCGAUCUCAUCGUUCUCCCGCUUCCGUUCCCUUUCUUCCUCUCCCCCUUUCAUUCUUGCCAUGGAGGCCCUUGCUCCAUCUAGCUUGCUCGCGAUCUCUCACGCCUCAACUCGCCCUUUGCGCGGCUCUCCAGCGAGGAUCUGCGCCGCGCGCGGCCUCACCGGCUUCCACCGCGGGCGGCCGCCGCUUCGUCUCCGAGUGUCGACGGCUUCGGAUUCGAUCGGCCAUCUCGAUUCGCAGCGGGACUCGGAUCCCGUUGAGGUGAUUGGAAUUGGGAGCAGGAAGGACGCCGUCAUCGAUUUCUGUCUGAGUUCUCCCUCUGUCUCCUCCUCUCGCCUCCGAUUCUGGACUAUUCAUAUGAGAGAUAAUCUCAAGGUGCAAUUACUACAAAGAUGUCAUGGAACAGAUAUGAUUCUCAGAAACGUGGAAUUUCCACCAUCACUGCAUCCAUGUCCCCCAGCUGUCAUUCUUGUGGCCACUGCAGGACAUGGUUUGGAUCAUAUUACAGCAAUAGAACUUCUACAUGCUGUUAAAUUAGCAGGUGGAUUAACUGUUGCUAUUAUUUUGAAGCCCUUCAAUUUUGAGGGACAAAGACGGCAAGAGGAGGUAUUUGAAUUGAUAAACAAACUUCAAGAGUUCUCACACUUUCAAAUUGUGGUGGAAGCAGAUUCUUUACUUGAAAAAGAAAUUCAAACUCUCGCCGAAGCUUUAGAACGUGCAAAUAAUGCUGUCUUCCUGGCCAUAAGUGCAAUAUCUAAUCUAAUGUCUGAAACACAUCUGAAGUUUCGAAAUUCACCAGAUGGAGAAAUCAAGGAAGUCAAACCACUGGAAGUUGUAAAACUUCUAGAAAGCUAUGGAGAAGCUAAAGUUGGUUUUGGAGCUGGUUACAACAUUAAAUCAGCAAUUACUCAGGCUGUCUUCCAUUGUCCUUUCCUUAAUGGUGGUCCAAAGGACCUGAAUGGCCCGGUUAUCUUCACCCUUGCAAGUGGUUCUGCCCUGGAUGAAAGCGAUUUGCUUUCCAUUGUCCUUACCUUUCGUCAGAUAACAGAAUGCAAAAGAGAGAUCAUAUUUUCAAGAAUUCACGAACCUAGUAUGGAGCCAAAUCUAUUUCUCAUAACACUUCUGAUUGUGGGCUGCAAUCAGAAAAUUGUUUCUCAGAAGAGGAGUUUUUUGUCAAGCCUGGCUCUGCGCAUUCCCUUUCUCUCAUCUCUUUUGGGAAGAGAUAUUCCAGAACUGGUUGAAAACCUACCAGUUCAUUCUCGUAACCCAGCAGCAGAUGUCUUCAUCUCGCCAGAUAUGGCAACCAUGUCAAACUUGGAUUUAUCCAAUGGUUCUCUCGAUACAUUUUCUGAAGAAAUAGAAACCGAACUAUCCAGCAAAGAUUCAAAUAGUGAACGUCUAAGAGAUGGAGUUGAAUCAUUGGAGUCCAGCAAUGAAUCGAUCUAUGAAAAUGGUAACCAAAUAAAUGAAGAUAUUCGAAGGAAGCAACCUAAUAGCUGGAAUAUUGGUCCAGCAUUCCACAUGGCACAGCUAUGGGCUAGACAGAGGGCUGUUUUAAUUGGAACUAACAAAAUUGAUGAACCGGAUACUCUCACUCUUCCUGUUGGUGUAAAGUCAUUUGAGCAGUGUUCUGCUUGUUCCUCGGACUUUGCACUAUCAGAAACUUUGCAUGAUCAUGGCACAGGUGGAGACUUCUUGGGUGCCCAAAAUGCCCAAUCCAGGGAUGCUUUUGCUGAUGCAGGUUUGGAGGCAGUAUUUGAUAUUUAUAAUUCUGUAUUGACACUACUAAAGGGGAGAAACAGGGAUGAGUCCAGAAAGCGAGGAUUGCUUUCUGCACGUGCAGCAUCAAUGCUGGAGGCAGAAAGGGAACCGCAAAAAAGUUUUGCUCCUGUUAUGGAAAUUCAGUACAGGGGAGGAAUUUAUAGAGGGCGAGGCCAAGGAGGUCUUCCUGAAGGAAAGGGUCGUCUAACCUUCGCGGAUGGAAGCUUCUAUGAUGGCAUAUGGCGGUAUGGCAAGAGAUGUGGUCUGGGUACAUUAUGCUACAGUAAUGGAGAUGUAUUCCAAGGAGCAUGGAGGGAUGAUCUUAUGCAUGGGAAGGGUUGGUUCUAUUUUCAUACUGGAGACCGUUGGUUUGCGAACUUUUGGAAGGGCAAGGCAAAUGGAGAGGGAAGAUUUUAUUCAAGAAAUGGUAGCAUCUUUUUUGGCCAUUUUAAAAAUGGCUGGCGUCAUGGCCAAUGCCUAUAUAUAGAUAUUGAUGGAUCAAGGUGGACUGAGAUGUGGGAUGAAGGUGUGCUUGUUAGCAGGACUCUGCUGGAAAAGGAAGCUUCUGGGCAAUAGAGCAUUUCAAACAGGAAGGUGUGCUUGCACUCACAGCUUUUGGAUGAAGGGUCUGAUUCGUCUGCAGAAUACUUUCUACAGCAUUUUUGGAUUCACUAGUCUUGAGAUGAAGUUUGCUGCGGUUCAACAUACUAUGCAGGACUGGUAUGCAGACCAGAUCUGACAUGGAGUUGGAAGUCCUGGGUCGGAGCAACUGGUGUCUAUUAACAGGAAAAAUACUGCUUUUGCAAUAUAAUAAAUAUUUGUAUACAGCUUGAAAAAGAAAGAUUGUAUCAUAAACAGUAGCCAGAAAUUCUUCUUUUCUUAUCCACACAAUAACCUAAUACAGUUGUUUUUUAAUGUUUGACUCAUAAAACAAUUAACCAAUGCAUGUGAGGAUCCAUCAGAUCUUGAUAUGAAAAUCAUUUGUAAUGUA
Phoenix dactylifera (date palm) is the source of this 3595-nucleotide messenger RNA. It is a transcript of the gene ARC3, whose product is annotated as GTP binding protein. Gene Ontology annotation, molecular function: GTP binding. Gene Ontology annotation, biological process: chloroplast fission. Gene Ontology annotation, cellular component: chloroplast outer membrane; cytosol. NCBI's taxonomy places the organism in Eukaryota, Viridiplantae, Streptophyta, Magnoliopsida, Arecales, Arecaceae. The record is from RefSeq and is a predicted model, not a curated record.